This is a messenger RNA of Cylas formicarius (sweet potato weevil), 3723 nucleotides long. RefSeq names its product coiled-coil domain-containing protein 102A. NCBI's taxonomy places the organism in Eukaryota, Metazoa, Arthropoda, Insecta, Coleoptera, Brentidae. The record is from RefSeq and is a predicted model, not a curated record. Bases 117 to 1601 code for a protein of 494 amino acids. Gene Ontology annotation, cellular component: myosin complex. The transcript is spliced from 7 exons.
GUGACCUGUCAAUAUAAAAAUUCAUAGCGGUUUUCAUCGAGUUGUUUACAUUCGGGUGGGAUUAGAUACAUUUCGUAAUAAAUACAGUCUCCCCAUGCGUAUUGAGUGAAUUGAAAAUGGCACAAAGUACCACCAGCGGUACGUCUUCAAGACGGCACGUUCGUGACCACGACACAGCAUCCGUAGCAUCUUCCAGGAUCGCGGAUGUUGCUGAAUGGGAGGCGAACGAGGCUUUGCGGCAGCGCGAGCUUGAAGAGGCUAAGGGCCGAGCCGCCCAAAUGGAAAAAACGAUGCGGUGGUGGUCAGAUUGUACCGCCAAUUGGCGAGAAAAAUGGAGUAAAGUGCGAAAUGAACGAAACAAGGCUCGGGAAGAGUGUAAACAGUUACGGACAAAACUGGAAUCUUCAGUGAAAGAGAAUUGUACAUACAAACGAGAAAAGGAGGAAUUGGAACUUCAAAAUGACCAACUAAAGAAGGAAAUUGAAAAAAUCCAUUUGCUUCUGCUGAAACAUGCUGGUCAAUUUGACAGUCAGAUUUUUGAGGCUUUGGGCGAGGAUCCAUUGAGGGAUUUUGCGUUUAGUAACACGUCGCCGCCGGCUGAUAGAGAAAAUGGGGUGUCUUCCUCUCAAUCGAAUCCUGAGUGUGAUAGCACUGGCCCAACGGAUUCAACUUUCGGUCAAGACUCUGCUUCUAAGUCUGAAAAUAAACAUGUUCAAAACUGUGAUAAGGAAAACGCUAUCGAGGAAGAGUAUGUAAUACAGAAGAUUUCCAUGCUUCAGCAUCGGUUAGAUGAGGCAUCCAAGACGAUUCAGAUUGAGAGAGAGGAAAAACUCUCAUUGCACCGAACUAUCGAGCGGCUGACGGGAGAGCUGCAGGAAACGAAAGAAAAAUGCGACGAACUGCGCGAGGCCAAGCAGGAGGCGAUGCGGGAGCUGCUUUCGUUGCAGGACGACCACGAGAAAGAGAUCCAGGUGAUCAAAUCGGACCUUCUCGACGAGGCGAGCUCGCGCGAAGGCAUGGACAAGAAACUGAACGAUCUGAGGACGGAGCUGGAAAGGCUGCAGGCGGAGAACGCGGCCGAGUGGGGCAAACGGGAACGCCUGGAGACGGAAAAACUCGCGCUAGAGCGGGACAACAAAAAAUUGCGCAACGAGUUGCGGGACAUGCAGGAGCGUAUGGAACGCAAGGGCAGCAGGCAGCUGAGCGGGUCGGACGCCGAGUUUCGACACCUUCAGCAGGAAUUGGGCGACAGGAAUAAGGAAUUGUCGGAACUGAAGCAUUCGUACUGCAAAAGCAAAAAGUUGCUGCAGGAUAAGGCUACAGAGCUCGCGCACGCGACACGCCGCGCCGAGCAGUACGAGUCUGAGGUGAAGAAACUGCGGGCGCGCGUCGAAGAGCUGAAGAAGGACCUCGCCGUGGCCGAGGACGAGCUGGACACGGCGACGAACCACGCAAGGAAGCUGCAACGCACCAAUGACGAGCUGCAGGAGCAGGUCGACAGUUUUCAGGUGCAGCUGCAGCAUUUGCACACGAGUAUGGAGAAGGAGGACGGUGGCGAGGAAAUGGCCGUCUACGAUGACGAGAACGAAUGCAUUGCGUAACUGCAGCUCCUCCGGUUUGCUCGUCCAUCACGGAGGCAGCAUCGCCGCACCCGACCGGGGCAGCGACGACGAUCCCAACGAUUUCUCGUAACGCCGCCCCCACCCCUCUCCGUUGCAAGUUAAUUUAUUCGCGUACCUUUGUUUUACGGACGCCAUUGCGGCGCCCUUUUUAUGUACAAAUCCGAUACUCAGAGGUUUAUAUUUUUUUAUAUCGUCGCGUUAACUUUGGUGUGGUCGUGUUGUUUGGUGUCUUCGUGCGAACGAGUUGUUUGAGUACGCGGAAUCAGCGAACUCUUAAACUUUAACGGCAACAGCGUGAUAGAAAAGCGAGGCAAAUUUUACGAUAAAAAAGACGGCUAGUAAGGAUUGUCUUGCUCGUUUGUAUAAACAGGAGAAUGCGAUGUUCUUAUUGUUUAUUAUUAUUAUUUGGCAAAAGUACAUAUCCAAGAACAACCAAUAGUCAAGGUUACGUAUUAAUAUGAGCUACACUUGUUUCGUCCACACGGACACCAUCAGACGUAUAAAACGUCAACUCAAACGCACCCCGAUACAAUAAAUUCCAAUUCCAAUAAUUUUCCAAUUUUAGAAAAGGUUUCUUUGAAUUCUUAUUUCUGUGAAACCAGGUCUAUUCCAGUGCGAGCAACUUGUUUUAUUUUAUAAUUUGGUGGUUAAAUCAUUCUUUCUUUGUAUAAUAUAAAAUUUAUAGUAAUCUUACAUAUUAAAGACCCUUCAGAAAAACCCCAUACAAGUUGAUAUACAAAUAAUAUAUACAGAUACGUAAAUUCCAAUUCAAAACACACAAUUGGUUAUAAAAGACCAGUAUAUAUUGAAAAUUAUCAUUAAAAAAAAACUUAAGGUGGACAUAUUUUUUCCUAAGACCUCAGACCUUGCAGAUGCCUUAAAAAUUUUAGAACUGGAAUGAUGCAUUUGUGAUGAAAUCCGCCAUAUGCAGCACAACAGUUAAUAUAUCACAGUGAGUUACUUUGAAGCAAGACAAACUACCCAAAAAAUCCGAAACAAGUAGAAAAUUUCGGGAAUAAUAUGAAUAAUCUCUUAUCAGAGUUGUCUGUCAUUAAUGUUAAUGUGUAUCACAAAGACAACUAUCCCCAUUAUUAUCCGUCCCACUCUAAAUAAAAUUUGCCUCAUUGCUGCGUUGCCAGAAUAAUUUCAUUAUUCAUAAUUUCUUUUCCUAAAGUUUGCAGCGGCGGUUGUAGUUUUUUUCGGUCCUUGUUUAUAAAAACUCUGUGUUAAAGAGUUUACCAAUUUACCAAUUCGUUGAAUUUUGUGAUUUUCCAUGCAUGUUUUUUAUACAUACCCGUGUUUUGUUAAGUUGAAAUCUCCGCUCUUUGAAAUAGAAGAAAAAGGUUCUAUCUGUUGUAACUUUUUGUUUUUGUUUAUAAUUAUUUUGUGCAUUGUACUUAAUAGGUGUAUUGUUUUAGCAUUCUUGAAGUAUUCUGUCGUCUUCGGUAUUUAAACUAAAUGACAGUUUCUGUUCCCUGUUUCCUUUCGUUUUUUCCCCUCUCCUUUCUUAUGCCGUUCUUCAUUUUUUAAAAAUUAUCUUAAUAUGUUAAAUCAAAGGAAGUACCUUUUAAGGUAAUAAUUUAAUAGGUAACAUUUAGAUUUCUUGGUAACUUUAAAACCAAUACCAAUAAAAAACAAUCCUUCCCCACUAACCUUGAAACGAGGUUGACGGUUCUCAAUCUAGAGUUUUCCUUUUCCUUCACCCUCUUACGUUAAAAUUUUUGAAACUGUACACAGUAUAUUAUCUAAACUUUUAUUAAACUAAACAUUACAUCGCCUCACGUCAGACACAUGCGUACGCACAAACUGGCCGCUGCAAGUCGUAAAUUCGUUUUUCAUACAAAAAAAAAACAAUUAUAUUGUUAACGUAUAGAUAAUACGUGCCUUAUUUUAAUUUCCGAUCCUUUUUCGGCUAAAUGGCACUGGGUGCUGAACUCUCUUUCGAAAAAUCUCAUUUAAAUAUAUAGGUAUAACGUAUACAUGCAUACUGGUGUAUAGUCAGAGGAAUUGGAUGUUACCACAAAUAAAAGUCUAAUUAUUUGGAACGCCUUUCGACUCGACCCCAUCGACUAAUACCCGCACUCGCGCCCCCGCGCCCCAC